Messenger RNA from Vitis riparia (riverbank grape), 4805 nucleotides. Its product is annotated as disease resistance protein RPV1-like. NCBI's taxonomy places the organism in Eukaryota, Viridiplantae, Streptophyta, Magnoliopsida, Vitales, Vitaceae. Gene Ontology annotation, biological process: defense response; signal transduction. Gene Ontology annotation, molecular function: ADP binding; protein binding. The record is from RefSeq and is a predicted model, not a curated record. The transcript is spliced from 9 exons. Bases 200 to 3535 code for a protein of 1111 amino acids.
CUGCUUUACCAAAUAUCACGCGGCUUUCAUCUUUUCUUGUAAUUGCCUCGUGCUUUCCUUUGUGCUUCCCGGUUCAGCAAAUUUAGCUCUAUUAUUCAAUUCAAUUCUCGUUGAUGAUACAAAGACCUCUCGCGUUGUGUUUCAGAAUUCCUUUUGUUUUGUUGGAUAAUUUCGACUUCAACUCUCUAGCUACUUCCCAAUGGCUGCUUCUUCUUCUUCUUCUUCUUCUCAGAAGAGCUAUGAUGUCUUCCUCAGUUUCAGAGGAGACGACACCCGCAACAAUUUCACUGCCCAUCUCCUUCAGGCGUUGCGCACCAAAGGAAUCAACACUUUCUUUGAUGAGGAUAAGCUCGAGAAAGGUCGAGUCAUAUCCCCUGCACUCAUUACAGCUAUUGAAAACUCCAUGUUUUCUAUCAUUGUUUUGUCGGAAAACUAUGCAUCUUCUAGGUGGUGCUUGGAGGAGAUGGUCAAGAUACUAGAAUGCAAUAGAUCCAAGGAGGAGAGGGUUCUACCAAUUUUCUACAACGUGGAUCCAUCAGAUGUGCGGAAUCACAGGGGAAAAUUUGAAGAAGCCUUGGCUAAACAUGAAAAGAAUUUGGAGAACCGGGAGAGGGUGAAAAUUUGGAAGGACGCUCUGACUGAAGUUGCAAAUUUAUCUGGCUGGGAUUCAAGGAACUGGAAUGAGUCUCUGCUAAUCAAAGAAAUCGUUGGGAAACUUUUGAAGAAGUUGUUAAAUACAUCCACAAGUGAUAUUGAAGAGAACCUGGUUGGAAUACAGUCCCGCAUUAAAAAACUGAGAAUGCUAUUGCAAUCAGAUAAUGUUUGGAUGGUAGGAAUUUGUGGUAUAGGCGGAAUAGGGAAAACAACCCUUGCUAGAGCUAUUUAUAGCCAAAUUUCCGACCAAUUUCAAGCUGGCUCCUUUCUUGAAAUUGAAAAUGAUUUCAAAGAGCAUGAUUUAACCGGUUUAGCAGAAAAACUUCUUUCUCAAUUAUUGGAGGAAGAAAAUCUCAAAAUAAAAGGAUCUAUUUCUAUAAAAGCAUGGCUCCACUCAAGAAAGGUCCUUAUUGUUCUUGAUAAUGUGAAUAAUCUAAACAUAUUGGAACAUUUAGCCAGAAAUCAAGAUUGGUUCGGUUAUGGAAGUAGAAUUAUUGUAACUACUCGAGAUAAAAGUUUGCUAAUUCAACAUAAAGUCGCUUGUUAUGAGGUUGCAGAAUUUAAUGUUGGUGAAGCUUUGGAGUUCCUCAAACAUUAUUCAUUAAAACAUGAACUUCUUGAAAAUGAUUUCAUUGAGCUUUCAAAAGAAGUAAUACGAUAUGCUCAAGGUCUUCCAUUGGCUCUCAAAGUUUUAGCUUCUUUUUUAUUUAGCAUGAGCAAAGACAAAUGGAGAGAUUACUUAGACAAACUAAAAGGUACUCCUAAUAUGAAAAUUCAGGAAGUACUUCAAAUAAGUUAUGAUGGGCUAGAGGAUAAUGAGAAGAAUAUAUUUUUGGAUAUUGCAUAUUUCUUUAAAGGAGAGGACAAAGAUCAUGUGGUGGAAAUACUAAAGGGUUGUGGCUUCUUUACAGAUUGUGGAAUAGAAACUCUCAUUAACAAGUCUCUCAUAACUAUUAAUUUUCCUAACAAGUUGGAGAUGCACGACUUAAUACAAGAAAUGGGUAAGGGUAUUGUUCGCCAAGAAUGUCCAAAAGAGCCUGGAAGACGAAGUAGAUUGUGGGAACAAGAAGAUAUCUUUAAUGUGUUGAAAGAAAAUAUGGGAAGUGAAAAAAUUGAAGGCAUUUUCCUCGACUUGUCUCAUUUAGAAGAUAUACUAGACUUCACCACUGAAGCCUUUGCUGGGAUGAAAAAACUUAGAUUGCUCAAAGUCUAUAAUUCUAAGAGUAUUUCAGGAGACUUCGAAGAUACCUUUAACAACAAAGUGAAUUGUAGAGUGCGGUUUGCCCAUGAAUUUAAAUUUUGUUCCAAUGAUUUGAGGUACUUAUAUUGGCAUGGAUACUCUUUGAAAUCAUUACCAAAGGAUUUCAGCCCAAAGCAUCUUGUUGAUCUCAGUAUGCCUUAUAGUCACAUUAAAAAACUUUGGAAAGGAAUCAAGGUUCUUGAAAGCUUAAAAAUCAUGGAUCUCAGCCACUCCAAGUACUUGACACAAACUCCAGAUUUCUCAAGGAUCACCAACCUUGAAUGUCUAGUUUUAGAAGGUUGUAUAAAUUUGCGUAAUGUUCACCCAUCACUUGGAGAUUUGAAGAAGCUAAAUUUCUUGAGUUUAGAAAAUUGCAAAAUUCUUAGAAGGCUUCCAAGCAGGAUUUGGAAUUUGAAAUCUCUUCGAACAUUAAUUCUUUCUGGUUGCUCCAAAUUUGAAGAAUUUCCAGAGAAUUUUGGGAACUUAGAAAUGUUGAAGGAGCUUCACGAAGAUGGAACUGUGGUAAGAUCACUACCCCCUUCCAAUUUUUCCAUGAGAAACCUUAAAAAGUUGUCUUUCCGUGGAUGUGGACCAGCAUCUGCCUCAUGGUUGUGGCCAAAAAGAAGUUCAAAUUCUAUUUGUUUCACGGUACCUUCUUCCUCAAACUUGUGCUCUUUAUGGAACCUAGAUUUAAGUUACUGCAAUAUAUCAGAUGGAGCAAAUCUUGGUAGCCUUGGCUUCUUAUCUUCACUUAAAGAGUUAAAUUUAAGUGGAAACAACUUUGUCACUUUGCCUAACAUGGGUGGACUUUCUCACCUGGGAUGGCUUGAGUUGGACGAUUGUAAAAGACUGCAGGCACUUCCACAGUUUCCAUCUUCACUUGAAGUAUUAUAUUUAAGUGGAAACAACUUUGUCACUUUGCCUAACAUGAGUGGACUUUCUCACCUAAAAUGGCUUUGGUUGAGAAAUUGUAAAAGACUACAGGCACUUCCACAGCUUCCAUCAAGCAUGCGUACUUUAAAUGCAACAGAUUGCACAUCAUUGGGAACAACUGAAUCAUUCAACUUGCUGAGGCCGUGGGAACUCGAAUCCCUAGAUUCUAACGUCGCUGUUAUGAUUUCCGGGAGUAGAAUACCAGAUUGGAUCAGGUAUCAGAGCUCGGAGAAUGUAAUUGAAGCAGACCUACCUCUAAAUUGGUCUACCAACUGCCUGGGUUUUGCAUUGGCUCUUGUCUUCAGUAGCCAGCCACCUGUCUAUCAUUGGUUAAUGGCAGAAGUUUUCUUGGACUUUGGCACAUAUUGCUGUUCUAUCAAAACUCAAUGUUUUUUCCAUCCUGAAGGGGAUAAUUGUGAUCAUGUGCUUCUGAGAUAUGUAGCAGUUCAACGCUCACUCAGUCCGCAUCAAGUCAUUCACAUCAAGGCUACAUUUGAAAUAACCUACGGGACCAAUUAUGAAAUUAAGAGAUGUGGGUUAGGUUUACUGUAUGUUAAUGAAGAGGUGAAUUGCAACAAUGUGCCUCCCCCUAAUGAGUCAACUCUUGUCCUUAAAGAAAUCUCUGCGGGGGAACCCAUUGAAUGUGAGGAUAUGACCAUGACUCAGAAUCAGAGGAAACCCACCGACUCAUUCUAUGUCUUCCUCUGAAUCCCACUUUUACUUUUGGAUUGCUUUUCUUUGUGGGAGUGCUUAUGGGAAUAGCCUUCGUAACCAAAAGGGAAACGUAGGAGACGUGAAAAAUAAAAAAUAGAAAACCCUUUUCAUCUGAAUUGGAGAUUUCGGCCACAGAACUGCUUGAUCAUUUCUGGUCCAAAAGUAAGCCCUAAGAUCUGGUGGGAUUCAUGAUGCUGAUUUCAGAGGUGUGGAGGCAUUAUGAUUUGCUGAUUUCAAGCCCUGAGGACCUGGAUUCAAAUCCUAAUAUGGCAUCAUAUGACUCUGGUGAAAGAAGGAAAGAGAAGAAAAAGAUGUGGGGAUGAGAAUCUAAAACUACUGCAUAAAAUGAAAAUGAAGAGCCUGCUGUAUAUUGGAGUGCCUUCUGUAGAAUCCAAGUCCAUUGGUUUUGGUUUUUCUGCUUCUUGUGAACUCUGCCCUGUUGAAGAGCCUUCUGAAUGCAUCAUCGUUGAACUGCUUUCUUCGCUGUCUGUAUCACUUGGUACCUGUUUCCUUCUUCCUGAACAUUGUUCCCAGUUGAAGAAUCCAGUGACAGUCUCUUUGCUGGAAUACUUUCUUCAUCCUCUGGGUCCAUUGGUCCUUGUAUACUCUUUCCCUAUUGCAUUCUUCUUUUUCAUUUUUGUUUUUUCAUUCUUGUUAUAGUCCACUGCUGAAAACAAAUACUGUUUCAAGCUAUUUGGGUUGUCAAGCUGCAUUAAGUGCAUUGGCUGCUCAUUCAAUUGAUCCCGGUGAAGCAGAAAGACAAGUUCUUGGCAUUAUCUUAGGGCAAGGUCAACAAAUGACUGGAUGAUUAUUUACAAUGGGUUGUUGAAAGUCAGAGACUUAGUCUCCCCAAGGAAAUGGCCGAGUUCCCUUCUAGGCAAAAUUCACAAAGGGGCAUUUUCAACCUGGAUUAAGGCAGUAUUGAAGCAUUAAAUAUGUUGCUUUUGCGCAACUUGGAUGCAUAAAAAAGGUUGAAGAAGAUAAAUCAGCUUUUGAGGUUCAAGCGAAGGUUGAUCUUUAAGCGAAAGUCUACCUUGACCCAGUCAUCAUUGCAGAAAUCCAAGCUUGACCCAAAGUUGAAGGGCAUUGCAGCAAAGUCUCCUCAUCUUUGUAUCUACACCUUGAACCACGAGCCUUUACUCUACUUAAUGUCUUUUUUUUUUUCUCAUAUGUAUACCUACCCGGUAUAAGCUUUAUAUGAUCAUCUCCGUUUCCCUCCUGACUUAUAAUAUUUAUAUAAUAUUUUUAACAAUUUUCCUUAUCA